Molecule: messenger RNA, 776 nt
Organism: Bactrocera latifrons
Lineage: Eukaryota; Metazoa; Arthropoda; Insecta; Diptera; Tephritidae
Exons: 4
Coding region: 216-497 (93 amino acids)
Source: RefSeq, a predicted model, not a curated record
AAUCAUAAUAAAACUUGGAUAAAAUUAUUGCAAAACAAAAAAAUAAAGCCAUUUGUUAAGCUUGUGCAUGGGCGGUUAAUUAAUUCUACAUAAAUAUAUUGUUUGUAAAAAGUUUUUCAUUUGCCAAACAAUAUCAGACUGGUGCUAGCAAGUUAUAAAACAUAACUCAACAAGCAAACAAAAAAAAAAAAAAUAUUACGCGACCAUUUCUGGAUAUGUCGCAAGAAUUAAAUAAUAGUGCUGAACUUGAAUUGGAAGAUCAACAAGAACAGCGUGUACUUCAUAUGGAUGAGCUAACCGCUAAAAUCGACAAAGUACUCACGCAUCAGCAUGAACUAAUAGCAAUGGUUAGAAAAGCGUCUAAACAAAAUAUAUUGCCUUUAACUAGCAAAAAAGAAGAAUUGGGUCCUUUUAAGCACGAUAUAUCCAGCAAUGCAGUAGGACAUUUGCCAGCUUUCAAAUGUCUACUCGAACGCAAAAGUAUGCAUCAGUUUUAGCGCCAUAAUAUUUUCAAAACAAAAAACUCGGAAUGAUACAACUUAUGUUGGAUGAGUGCUUCAUACUAUUUUACAUGUACUUGACAGUUUUCCUUUCCAGAUGCAAUAAAAUUCGACGAUUAUACAAAUUUAGUUCAUAAAAAGGCGCUGUGCUCAGUAAUGCUGGGUUAAAUAAAAAUUCCUCUCAUAUUUUUUUUUUUUGUGAGAAUAUUCUUUCGGUUGUGAAUCAUAUGUAUUAAAUAUAUGUUUUUAGAAACAAGAGUAAAUAUUUUUAUUUAC